GAAUGAUGCGAGAGAGGGUGUCGGUGUGUCCUACGAGCUCUACCUGUCUAGCUCGCCGUAUGCUGUGAUUCCGUUCCGGUGGUGUGUGCGAGCCUGAGCGAGUUGCGCACGGUUCGUAAGGGGCCCGGAGCCAACGAUUGCCGGAACGGUGCCUCCUCUCGGCGACCGGAUCGAUACAGCAGCAGCGAGUGCCGCCGCGUUGCCGCUGGUUUGAGCAUCGCGAACGGUCAAGGUCACCGGGUCUAGGUUAGGCGCGACGCCGUACCGCGCCGCUAACAACUCGCGCCGACGCGCAUCUACCCCUCUCGCUCUCAUUCGCUAUGCCUAUUUCUUUCUCUUGGACGGCGAACACACGCAGCGAUGCCGGAUCGGACGCCGUACUCACAUAUUUUUGAGCUUAUCUAGAUCCACAGCGCUGAAUAGGGCAAAAAUAACCUCCCUAAUCUCCGUAGCUAAGGGAGCUUUCUUAUUUCGAUAACGGAUAACAAAGCUCACAACGAAACAUCAAAACACGGGCACUAGAAAAUAUGUUUAGAGUAAGUAUUUCUAGCCCUGAGCGUGUUAGUGUUUCUCUAAUGUUCUCACUGGUCCGUUAGGAAAAUUCACGAAAUCCAUUUGUCUGUAAAGUUUAUAUUACGAAUAACGUUCACGUACGAGUAAACAAGUUAGAUUCGUUGUUUUUUCGGAGUUAUGAUGAAACAAUGCGUGGAUAUGGCAACGUGUCCGUCGUCCAUAUAGAUUUUUCGUGUUGGAAUCUCCGCUGGCGUAGGCUGGUAGUGGGGGAAAUUGCGCAUUCGGAAUUGUACCCCCUGGCCCCCCGUUGCCGCUGGUUCGUCGGUAAUUUGUCGUCAUCCGACAACUCGCUAUUCAGUGGUCGCACCAGCACGCAUUUCGAAAUGUCCCCCGAACAGCGAAAUUUUUGUCCACAAACCGUAUCCGGGAAUCAUCCGUGGUUAUUUUCCCUUCCGGUCUCCGGCAGCAGUUUGAUCCGGCUUCAAGUUCAGUUUCUGCGCGACGGACGCCCAUCGCCACCGACUCAACUAUGAUGGCAGCCGUGAACUUGGCAAGUCAGCCGACUGCACUGCGAGAGCGAGUCUUUCAAAAUGGAUUUGAUCCUGGACGUCAAUUCCUGGCUGUAUCCUAUGGAAUUAGUUUUGCGCUUGUUGCAGGUGACAAGUUCCGUUUGGUGUUGGCGACGACGCUACGUGAAGACGGUUACCCGGACGCCGGCGACUGGAAUCCGCAAGGACUGGAAAACGAGGGAAGCAGAGCGGACAGUUUCGAAUACGUCAUGUCCGGGAAGGUGUACCGCAUAGAGGGCGACGAGGCCGCUAUGGAAUCAUCUAGUAGAUUAUCUGCGUACGUAUCGUUCGGUGGGCUGCUGAUGAGACUGCAAGGAGACGCUAACAACCUGCACAGUUUCGAGGUCGAUCAACACAUGUAUCUGCUCAUGAAGAAGAUUUUUAUGUGAAUUCCACUUGUAAACGCGUUUUGUUUUUUCUUUCUUUUGUACAAACUAUAGGAUAAGGAUCAAUAAAAAAAUAUAUUUAUAUGCA
This is a messenger RNA of Acanthoscelides obtectus, 1556 nucleotides long. NCBI's taxonomy places the organism in Eukaryota, Metazoa, Arthropoda, Insecta, Coleoptera, Chrysomelidae. The record is from the annotation of a GenBank genome assembly.